Durusdinium trenchii is the source of this 852-nucleotide messenger RNA. NCBI's taxonomy places the organism in Eukaryota, Dinophyceae, Suessiales, Symbiodiniaceae. The record is from the annotation of a GenBank genome assembly.
AUGGUCGACUCCAAGGUUGGUUGGAAUGACGGCGUCCUUGUGGUGUCAUUGCUCUACAUGUGUAUCGACAUCCAAUACGAAUGGGAUGGCUUUGCAAGCUGCCGACGUCCCAUCCACAAAUGGCUCCUGUUGAGCUAUGGCUUGGUUGUGAUGUCAAGACUGGUCCAUAUAGCGGGUGCUCUCAUGUCCCACAACGACAGCGAGUUCAUGCUGAACCUUCGCCAGAAGAGUGCAAUUGUGCGGCUUCUUCUUUCCAUGAUGUGGCUGGUGAUCUUGCCGGCCUUCACAAUCUGGUCCAUGGUGGGCAGUGCAUGGGUGUGGGAGGUGAUGAACCACACUCCUCAGUGCCUUCCAGGUGGUGCUCACUUUUGGUUCUUGAUCGUGUGGCAGGCACUGAGUUAUUUAUGGAUCAUUGUCCACUGUGGCUUGGGCAUCAUGGCGUGGUAUUUGGAGCGAAGACUACUCCGAGCAGAAGGAGACUUGCGGCAAUUGGAGGAUCAAGAUUUGCUGUCAAGAUGGGGACAAGUGAGUCGCUUGCAGAGCUACACCUCUGUCCCAGGUCUUGGUGACCGGGAAGGAGGACUGAAAGCUAAAGAGAUUGCCGCCUUACCUGGCCUCAUGGUGGUGGACAGUCCUAUGGCUAUGGAGGACUGUCCAAUCUGUCUCACGGAGCUUUGCGCUGGCGAGAGCGCGCGCAAGCUCAGUCUUUGCGGUCACACCAUCCAUCGCUCCUGCAUCGACCUUUGGCUGUUCCGCCGAGCGGACUGCCCACUCUGCAAGACCGAGGUGAAGACCUGUGACAAGGUGGAGACCCGUGACAAGUCUGCCGAGGAGUCGUCCUGGAAUGUGUGA